UCUCCCCCCUCUCUUCACAAUCCUCCAUUUUCUCAACUCUCUCUCUCUCUCUCUCUAAUGCAUCAAGCCAUUCCAUAUAGGACCUGGCUCCACGCCGAAGCACGUGACUCACGUGAGCUAUCCACGGUGGUGGCGACCCCAGACGGGUUCUCCGGAGGAAUCACCGGACAGGCCAAUGACGUGGAUCCAGGAAAUUUGGUGACGAUGGUAACGGAGAACGCGGUGAUAAUAAUUGGAAGACGCGGCUGCUGCAUGUGCCAUGUAGUGCAGAGGCUGUUACAAGGUCUCGGUGCUAACCCUCCCGUGCACGAGGUAGCCGACGAAGACGAGGCUGCCGUGGCCGCCGAGCUGUCCAGGAAGAUUGGACACGGAGACGGCGGCGGCAGUGGCGGCGGAGUGCAGUUCCCUGCAGUGUUCGUCGGAGGGAAGUUGUUCGGAGGGUUGGAGAGAGUGAUGUCGACACAUAUUUCAGGCGAAUUGGUUCCGAUCCUCAAGGAUGCUGGGGCCUUGUGGCUCUGAUCACGAGUACUUUGACUUGUGAGUAUGGUGAUGACUGGAUACAGAUACAUAGAUACGUAUAUACACGUGUCCAUGUUUCUGUUUCCGUUCUGAUUGGGUAUGUUGUUGUGAUCUCAUGUAUAAAUCUCUCUUGGUUGAUGUUCUUAAAAUUCUAGUUUUGUGGAGAGAUCUUGUUUGAAUUUUUGUUUCCCGAAUCUUUGGAAACUAGGUUUUGGAUAUUAGAUAGCUUUUGUACAUUAAUAUUGAUUCCACUGAAUUGAGAAUUAUGCAAGGCUAUUCCAGAUA
This is a messenger RNA of Prosopis cineraria, 804 nucleotides long. Its product is annotated as glutaredoxin-C9-like. The record is from RefSeq and is a predicted model, not a curated record. Bases 58 to 519 code for a protein of 153 amino acids. The transcript has a single exon. NCBI's taxonomy places the organism in Eukaryota, Viridiplantae, Streptophyta, Magnoliopsida, Fabales, Fabaceae.